Molecule: messenger RNA, 7317 nt
Organism: Orcinus orca (killer whale)
Lineage: Eukaryota; Metazoa; Chordata; Mammalia; Artiodactyla; Delphinidae
Gene: ABLIM1
Product: actin binding LIM protein 1
Exons: 23
Coding region: 213-2189 (658 amino acids)
Biological process (GO): cytoskeleton organization; cilium assembly; lamellipodium assembly
Cellular component (GO): stress fiber; actin cytoskeleton
Molecular function (GO): actin filament binding
Source: RefSeq, a predicted model, not a curated record
UGGCCCACCCUCAGGACCCUCACCACCCGUCAGAGAAACCUGUCAUUCACUGCCAUAAAUGUGGGGAGCCGUGCAAGGGUGAAGUGCUUCGGGUCCAGACCAAACAUUUCCACAUCAGAUGUUUCACCUGCAAAGUGUGUGGCUGUGACCUGGCCCAAGGGGGCUUCUUCAUAAAGAACGGAGAGUAUCUCUGCACCCUGGACUACCAGAGGAUGUAUGGCACACGCUGCCAUGGCUGCGGGGAGUUUGUGGAAGGAGAGGUGGUGACCGCCCUGGGCAAGACCUACCAUCCCAACUGCUUUGCUUGUACGAUCUGCAAGCGCCCGUUUCCACCCGGUGACCGAGUCACGUUCAAUGGGAGAGACUGCCUUUGCCAACUGUGUGCACAGCCGAUGUCUUCCAGCCCUAAAGAAGCCUCCUGCUCUGGCAAUUGUGCUGGCUGUGGACGAGAUAUCAAGAAUGGGCAGGCGCUCCUGGCCCUGGAAAAGCAGUGGCACUUGGGUUGCUUUAAAUGCAAGUCCUGCGGCAAAGUCCUCACCGGGGAGUACAUCAGCAAGGAUGGCGCUCCAUAUUGCGAAAAGGACUACCAGGGUCUCUUCGGGGUGAAAUGUGAAGCCUGCCACCAGUUUAUCACUGGCAAGGUCCUGGAGGCAGGUGACAAACAUUACCACCCUAGCUGUGCACGAUGCAGCAGAUGCAACCAGAUGUUCACAGAAGGAGAGGAAAUGUAUCUUCAAGGUUCUACCGUUUGGCAUCCCGACUGUAAGCAAUCCACCAAGACCGAGGAAAAACUGCGGCCACGAAACAUCCGUCGUUCUCCAUCUGAUUUCUUUUAUCCCAAAAGUCUGAUUCGACGCACAGGAUGGUCCCCGUCUCUGCAGCCUACCAGGACUUCUUCCGAGAGCAUUUAUUCUAGACCAGGCUCCAGUAUCCCUGGGUCCCCAGGUCAUACUAUCUAUGCAAAAGUGGACAAUGAAAUCCUGGAUUACAAGGAUUUAGCAGCCAUUCCCAAGGUCAAGGCAAUUUAUGACAUUGAACGUCCAGAUCUUAUUACCUAUGAGCCUUUCUACUCUUCGGCCUAUGAUGACAAACAGGAGAGGCAGAGCCUGGGAGAGUCUCCAAGGACUUUGUCUCCUACUCCAUCAGCAGAAGGGUACCAGGAUGGGCGGGACCGGAUGAUCCACCGGUCCACCAGCCAGGGCUCCAUCAACUCCCCUGUGUACAGCCGUCACAGCUACACUCCAACCACGUCUCGCUCUCCCCAGCAUUUUCACAGACCUGGCAAUGAGCCAUCCAGCGGCCGGAACUCCCCUCUCCCUUAUCGGCCAGACAGCCGCCCUCUCACUCCAACUUACGCUCAGGCCCCUAAACAUUUCCAUGUUCCAGAUCAAGGGAUCAACAUUUACCGAAAACCACCCAUCUACAAACAGCAUGAUGCAGCUGCCUUGGCAGCCCAGAGCAAGUCUUCAGAAGACAUCAUCAAGUUUUCCAAGUUCCCAGCAGCCCAGGCUCCAGACCCCAGCGAGAUACCAAAGAUUGAGACGGACCACUGGCCUGGUCCCCCCUCACUUGCCGCCAUAGGAGCUGACAUGAGACGCAGAUCUAGUGGCAGAGAGGAAGACGACGAGGAACUGCUGAGACGCCGGCAGCUACAAGAGGAGCAAUUAAUGAAGCUCAACUCGGGCCUGGGCCAGUUGAUACUGAAAGAAGAGAUGGAGAAGGAGAGGGAGAGCCGGGAGAGGUCCUCCCUGGCCACCGGGCGCUAUGAUUCUGCCAUCAACUCAGCUUCACAUGCUCUAUCAUCGAAAACCUCAUCUCUCCCAGGCUAUGGGAAAAACGGGCUUCACCGGCCUGUUUCUACAGACUUUGCUCAGUACAGCAGCUAUGGGGAUGUCAGCGGGGGAGUGCGAGACUACCAGACCCUCCCAGAUGGCCACAUGCCUGGAAUGAGGAUGGACCGGGGUGUCUCCAUGCCUAACAUGUUGGAACCAAAGAUAUUUCCAUAUGAAAUGCUGAUGGUGACCAACAGAGGGCGCAGCAAAAUCCUAAGAGACGUGGACAGAACCAGGCUAGAGCGCCACUUAGCCCCAGAAGUGUUUCGGGAAAUCUUUGGAAUGUCCAUCCAGGAUUUUGACAAGUUACCUCUUUGGAGACGCAACGACAUGAAGAAAAAAGCAAAACUCUUCUGAGUACCACACAUAGACAGCAAUUAGAAAAAGGACUGACCAUGGCGGUGACACAUAGGAUGUUGUAGUGAGCCCCAAACUUGAUUGGAGACUUUGCAAACUACUGUCCCUCAGCAACAAAAGGGAAAAUCUGAUUAAAACACCCAUGAGCCAAAUGAUGGGCCAGCCUGUGGCAACAUUCGCCCAGAAGCAGUGGGGUAGAAAUGUCUGUGUUCCCACCCUCGACAGUAGUGUUCACGUGUGACCUUUUUCCAUCACCUUAUGUGCACAGCAGGAGCUACUUUUGUUUUCUUUCAACUGUUAUUCAAUAAUAGUGUGACUGUAUGGGUAAGAGCCAGCAAGUGCCCUUAGGAUGCCGCAUGGACAAAAGCAGUUGUAAUAAUUCCAAAGUACGAGUAUAUUUAUUAUGUAGCGCCGCGGCUGAGAAGGAAGAGCCCGAGGGAUAGAUCCACGUGGCAGCAGCCUUUGCCCUCCCUUUCCUCACUGGCCUCCUGCAGCCCUGCCUGGGCUUCAGCAGGAGGGAAAGCAGAAUCGGGGCCCCCGGCAGCUCUGUUUCAAUAGCCACCAAAGUCAUUUUUAACAUGGCUCCUUGUCCCCUACUGUUUGCUAGGACCUGAUUGGCAAAUUACUUAGCCUAUUAUUAUUUUUUUUGCGGUACGCGGGCCUCUCACCGUUGUGGCCUCUUCCGUUGCGGAGCACAGGCUCCGGACGUGCAGGCUCAGCGGCCAUGGCUCACGGGCCCAGCCGUUCCGCAGCAUGUGGGAUCUUCCCGGACCCGGGCACGAACCCGUGUCCCCUGCAUCGGCAGGCGGACUCUCAACCACUGCGUCACCAGGGAAGCCCACUUAGCCUAUUAUUAAAAAGAAAAAAGAAUUAAGAGAAAGAGAGGAAAAAGGAGUGAAUGAAAAUUCUCCUUAAACCCUUUUCUACUUUAGAAAGCGUGCUCCUCUGCACCAAGGACAGGAGAUGUCUCGGCCCCGCAGCCCUCCACUCUUACAAAGAAAGGAAAAGGGGGAUUGUCUCCAGAUUGGCCCAGUUGUAUGCUGUUAGGUGAGUUUUGUCCAAAGGCCACAGCAGUCUUGAUCAAAAACAAAAGUUCUGUCUCCUCUCAAUGCAAGUUCUCCCAGCCAGCAAACUCUGCUCUCUAUCUGGCAUUCUCUAAAUCACAUCAAGCCCUGGCUGAUUUUGGUUUUUUUAAGGUCUUUUCAGUAGUAGGCUAAGGAAAAGCAUGUUUUUCUCUUUGAAAUCUCUGCAACUCUAAGGUAGAUUGCCUCAGAAUGAUUUAAUUUGGUCUUUUGAGCUUUCUUUCUUGCCUAGGUCUGUGGACUUCCUGGUUUGCAUGUGUGCGUUUAUGUGUUUUCACUCACCCAGGGCAGUUUGGUGAGUCUGCAUGUGCUUUUAAAUUUCAUUCCUGCUCGAAUGUUUGUCCCACUGUGCUGCAGCUCCUCAGGGACAUUUGCACAGGUGCACAUGACUCAAAGGUCAAGAGUGAGGCUAACUGCAUCCCUGCCACCAGGUGCCCUGUGGAAGGGUGUUGGUGGUUAGAAGCCAGCAUAUUCCAUGUAGCUCAAGUCAGCAUCAGACCGAAGACCGCAGACCUAGGAUCAGACUGUGUGUAGACAGCAGAACAUCUCACCGGAGUCCUCAAACUCAGUAACACAACAUUCACAUUGGAGCCGAAGAUUACCCCAAAACUUGCAUUUAAGACCCCACCAUGGUUCCUGAAAGCCUCUGGCUGAGACUCAGACAGGACGUGACUCACAUGUAGGAGGUUGUCACAUCUAUUCUCAUGCUUUGGGGCUCUGUUUAAGAAUUUAAACUCUAUGUUAAAGCCAAAGAAGAAAACAUCUGAAUUCACCUGCAUAUGCCACUAAUAAUAAAAGCUCAGAAAUUCUUCCUGCUGGCACCGAGUAUUAGAAUGAGUUAGUAGCUGACACCAGCGGUAAAAAGCAAGUAGAAUAUUCUUUCUGAUCUUGUACUGCAGACCUAACUUGUGACACGCUCUAGCAACCGGGUGCUGUAGUGAAUACUGCAAUUGCUUUAUAGCAUGCUGUGUGCUUCCCAAGGGAAUCUAAACCUGCCUGACCUUUGCUAGACAUUGAAUGUUUGAGGACUCUUCUCACAAAUACGUGUGUGUGUGUGUGUGUGUGUGUGUGUGUGUGUGUGUGUGUGUGUGUUGGACCUACUAACAUAUUUAGCAAAUGGCUCUGAUGAGGUAGAUGUGAGGAGACCAGCUCCUCCUUGGACUGAAGGCAGACUGCAGCCCACAGUUUCGCCCCUUCAUCUAUCCGUUGCCUCUUGCUUCAUUCAGUACAUCCGCUGUCCCGUCUUCUGUGACCUCUCCUGCAUGGGUAGCCUGGGCACAACGCCUGUGUGUCCUAAUCCUUGCUUCGCUGUGGCAAAGUGUGAGGGGUGAGGACCGUGGUGUAGUCCCAGUGUUCCCCUGCCACGACCAACAACAAGGAUGGCCAAACGCAUCCGAGGUUUCGGCUGGAGGAGAGGUUUUUUUUCAUUGGCUAAUGAGUUAUAAUCCACGUACUUGCAGAUUAAAUGUCAGUGUAAGAAAAAUGGCGAUGAUAGUUAAAGAACUGAGCCCUAAAUUUGCCGCCACUAAUGAAACUCUACUUUUCUUGUAACUUUUGAAUUCAGUUUUGCAUCCAUCUUGGCGGGGUGGGGGGUGGAAAAUAGCUUCUUUCCAUAUCAAGUGUAUGAGCUAAUUUAAACUACACCGUGCAAAAAUGCCUUGCCAGAACAUGCCAGUAGCCUCCUGGCUGCAAGCAGAGCAGUGCUGUGCUCUAGGGAAGGGGGCACUGGGAACGCAGAGUGGGCUUCCCAACCCCACUCCCCAGCAGAAGGCUCCAGCCAUGGGCGCGGGUCACAGGGCAACCUGAUUCUUCCAACUGCCAAACUGAAUCAGUGGGGCUACAGCGCCCUAUGUGUUUCGUUGAACUGGACUCAGCAUGCGUGUCCCAAAAAUGUCCAGGUCACUGCACAGGAAAUCAGUGUUCUCUGCUUGAACCCUGCCCCGCAUAAAAAAAUUCCAGUGGUUAACACAGUCAAAUUAAGGAGGAUUGUUUACUCUAGGAAAGGAAGUAUACACAUGGUAAGCUUCCUUAGUGCAUACAUAAAGGGCUACAUUUUUGAUCAUUGGACUUACUAGUGAUUCUUGAAGCAUAGGCUGAUUGCAUGAAGAGGCCUCUAUGAUGACCUGAAAGUCAGUGCUUCCUUUAAAGUUGCUUCCAAAACAGCCAGGAUACCAUUUAGUCUUCUGGUGUGAUUUAUGUUGAGAUAUAAAGAGCGUUGGGAAACCUGUCCAGCUCGCUAGGUAUGUACAUUUUGGUUUGGGUUCAUUAUGAAAUGUUCUUACUGUGACUCCUUCAAUAACAAAAGAUAAACUGCCUGGUCCCUGAAACCUUGAACAGAAAAGCUAGAGACAAUGGGGAAUAAGGUGCAAAGGAAAAAAAAAGUAGUUUCUAUCUGUCAUGUCCUCUAGUCUCCCCAGUUCUCCCCAACUUCCCAUUCUGUUGUUGCCAAGCUGAGUUUCCUCUUCCGAGGUGAGGCUGGAACAAUGCUCUUUUCAACUCCUAUCCCCUCCAUCUGGUGAUGUCAAUCAACUCCACUUGGAAAAGUCUUGCUAGAAAUGUUCCUAAAACUUUCCUCUAAUUUCUUUACACUUUAAAGCAAACACCUUUUUCUAAAGAAUUGCUUCUUAGAUGAUUAUACAAUAUAUAUAUCUAUGCUUUUGCAAGUUUAAAAAUUCAAAUGAACCACUUUUGACUAGGUAGGUCUUUCUAAAAAAACUCUCUAAAGCAAACUUGAUGUUAGCGUUCUCUUGCAUGUUGAAGGGGCAGGGGACCCUCCAGGCUGUGGGCUCCCAGAGCCCUCUUUCUGACUGUCAGGAAAGAUGGUGGAAGGAAGAUGAACUCUGUGCCAUCAGCCCUUCUGCAUCCUCUGCAGCAGGCUCAGUUUUUACAAAUCACCUCAUCUGUAUUUCCGGUCACUGUUUAAUCUACUUCCGAGGCCAGCCUUGAUUUUAUCUGGCUUGUCAAAUCAUUUUCCUUUUUAUAAACCAAGUGUUUGUCAGGAUGCCCUAAAACUCACUCAUUAGUACUCCCUUUUGAAGAACGUUCUAUCCAGAAAAAGAUCAUUUCAGGCUUGAGGUUCGUAAUGACACCUUAUAGUGGCGAUGUGUGUUAAGGGAACUACCCAAUUAUGUUGUAAUGAAAGAAGGAGAAACUUUGACUUCGGCGUUUUAAAAAAUCACUGUCUUUCUAUUUGCUGUCUAGGGAGUAGUGGGGAGAUGGUGACUGACACGCUUUGCCUAUGGAUCUGUGUAUUUCUCAUUUGGGGCAAGUUUCAUUUCUGGCAAACUCAAAAGGAAAGGGGGAGGUGGUCAGUUUAAGCUGAAAAACUUUCUAAACAAUAUAUGUGUACACAGCAAAAUUAAACCCAGUCUUUUCUGAUGCUUAGUGUAAUUGAGUGGCGAUUGUUAUCAUUAAAUAAAAUUCUUCCCAAAAGAGUAUCUCCCAAGAGUGACAAUGCCAUGAGUCGCUUUCUGAGCCUGUUUGCCAAAGGUAGAGGAAAAGACUGCAUCCACUAACAUUCAGAAAGGCAAUGAGCCACUUAGUGACUGUAUAUGUGUAUGUUUCUUUACCCUACGGAAGAGAAGACGAAUGUCUGCAGGAUUGGUGUUCUUUUGGGGUGUUAUGUACAGACCUGUCCCGUGAUAAACGUGUGGUUUCUAUGAGUUGCUGACAGUCCUGCAUCGCAGCUUUUGCAGUUCUUUCCUUUUUAAGUUGGGUUUAAUGGAAUUUUUUUUCAAGUGUUGGAAGGCAUACUGUUCUUCCUGCCUCCCCUCCCCUUCCAGAAACAAGAAAGCAAAUAUUUGGAAGAAAUGCUGCUUAAAAGAUGUAUCAUGUCCCCCGUGAAAGUGAGUGGAUAUCGGUCGGCAUCCUGAAUGCCACGUGCCAGUGUGCAGAGGUGGGAUGGCCCUGGGCCUGCGUUACUGUGCUUGGGACACCCAACGCGCUCCACACUCUUGUUGAAAUCAACACCUGCCGCCCCUCUGCCGCCGUCCUGCGUCACUGUUGUCCUCACAACUCAGUGAAUAAAGUGUGUGCUUUAUGCGUAA